AUGGCAACGGCUCUGAUAAUAACUCUGGAAUCCAAAAGUAAUCAGAUUUUUGAAUCCAAAGCUCUCGGAUACAUCGGAGAUAUUUCCUAUGUGGUGUACCUGGUUCACUGGCCAGUUUUGUCAAUUUUCAUUUCAGCAACUGUGAAUAGUCAUUUGUUUUGCAUAAUGAUCACCUUUAUCGCAUCUAUAAUUCUCCAUCACAUUUUUGAAAAACAGUAUCUGCAGUUAUCCUGGAAAGGGGUGAUCCCUCUGAUUAUAGUGCUGAUCCUUGGAAACUCUUACCUCCAGUAUAGUAUUAGAAACGAUACAUUUUGGAAAACCACGAUUCCUCCGGAAAUUGAAGAUGUCGUUCAUUCUAACAAAAAGUUUUUUGAAUAUUUCUGGAAAGUCGAGCCACAAAAUGAGAAAUGUAUAGAAACGGAAAUUCAACCACUGUAUGAGAAGAUGUACGGAUAUUGCAAGUUUCCGCAAGGUCGUGGAAACUUCUCCAUUAUGAUGCUCGGCAAUAGUUACGUGAUGAAUCUUGGAGAACACAUCAGAGCGCAUUUCCAUCAUAACUACUCAGACUAUAGAUAUGUUGCAAUAAAUGGGGAGCUAAUAUAG
Molecule: messenger RNA, 603 nt
Organism: Caenorhabditis remanei
Lineage: Eukaryota; Metazoa; Nematoda; Chromadorea; Rhabditida; Rhabditidae
Exons: 4
Coding region: 1-603 (200 amino acids)
Biological process (GO): polysaccharide biosynthetic process
Cellular component (GO): membrane
Source: RefSeq, a predicted model, not a curated record